This is a messenger RNA of Ostrinia furnacalis (Asian corn borer), 2146 nucleotides long. RefSeq lists its product as hypothetical. Gene Ontology annotation, molecular function: structural constituent of chitin-based larval cuticle. NCBI's taxonomy places the organism in Eukaryota, Metazoa, Arthropoda, Insecta, Lepidoptera, Crambidae. The transcript has 3 exons. The annotation marks the transcript as partial. The record is from RefSeq and is a predicted model, not a curated record. Gene Ontology annotation, cellular component: chitin-based extracellular matrix.
UCUUGUUUCCAGGUGUUGUGCAUAGCGCUGGCGGCCGGGCUGGCGGCGGGCGCGAGGCCGCGGCCGAGACUGCAGCAGCAAGUCGACGAGUACGACUACGACCAGGCGCAGGAGAGGGCUUCAGGAGACCAGGUGGUGUUAGUUCCAGCAGAUGCCUACGACGCGUUGUACAGGGCCCAGGACAGGCUCGACGACGAGUAUGAGCCGCGCGCGAUCCAGCGGCCUUCGAGGCUCAAGCAGCAGCAAAUCCAGGAGGGACCGAAACAGCCGCCCGUGCAGACCAUCAGGAACUAUAAUAAGGUGAAUGAUGAUGGCAGCUUCACGUUUGGCUACGAAGCGGCUGACGGUUCCUUCAAGGAGGAAACCAGGGGCACCGACUGCGUCGUCCGCGGCAAAUACGGUUACGUCGACCCCGACGGCAACAAAAGGGAGUUCACCUACGUGUCCGGCAACCCCUGCGACCCCAACAAGCCUGACGACGAAGAACAAGAACCCCACGCCCCUGAAUCCGCCGAAAGGGAUGACCCCGAACCUAACUACCCCACCAGGCCCGCUAUCCGCCCCACUACUGCCCGACCCACCACAACAUACUACCAAAACGACUUCAGGGACGCCGACGAGGACGAGGCCGAAGAGGAACCUCUCCAGCACAUCAGGCAAAGAGUUGUGCAGCGCCCCGCUAUCAGGAGACCGGCUUACCAAUCGCAACAGAUCGCUAUCACCCCUCGUCCUCUCCCAGUCACCACUCCACGAACUCUGCCACCGGCGACCACCUUCAGGCCCCAGCUCGUCCAAGUGACGGCCAAGCCCCAGAUUCAGUACAGCCCUGAGCCAAAUUACUCGCCUUCCCCUGUACCCAACUACUCCCCGUCCCCAGCCCCCGCUGUGACCAGCUCGAGACCUGGACAGAUCGACUUCGCCGCAGAAUUCGCGAAAUUCCACCGCGAGAAUCAACUCCAAUCGACAACCGCUCCUUCAGUGACGACUCAAUCGAAAACGACCCUCGCAGCCUCACCAGCUCCAAGUGGAAACCCACUUUACUCGACCGAACUGGUGUAUGACCCGUCGAGCGGCAGUUACAACACUCAACUGUUCCAGACACUGCCUCAGACUAAAGGAGAGUUGAACUUGAACCAGCGACUUCAGCCUUACGUUGCGCAGCCCCAGCCUUCAGCGAGACCGUUCAUCCCAUCGCAGCAAAUCCCAUCUGUGCCUUCAUCUCCCGCUGUGCCGCUGUUUAGACACCAGAUUCAGCACCAACAGAAUCCUCAAGAGGCUUACCAGAGACAGCAGGCUGAGGCUCAGUUCCAGAGCUCGCAACAGUUGUUUGCUCAGCAGCAGCAGUUGCAACAGAGCCAGUUGCAGAGGGAUCGCGCCGCGGCGAGGGCACAGGCUCAAAGGCUAGCUAUUUCUUCUCAAUCACAGGCUCCCCAGAGAGUAGCGCCGUCCGCUCAACCUCAGUUCUACUACGUAGCGCCCCGCGGGGAGUCCGCGUCCACCGGCCAGAUCGACGCCUUCCUCAGAGGACACGGCAUCCAGUUCUAGUUUGUAGGUUAGCGGAAUAAUUGAGCUAGAUAAUUCACUAUCGACCAAUCACACUCCAGUCCGAAUGGCCAUAAUAUGCAACCUGAAUCGAUUGGUCGUAUAGUACAGUCGAGUGUGUCAGUGUGUGUUUGUCUAGUUCGGGACAGUGGAUACAAUGAAUGUGGAUAUGGUAGGCUCUUAUUAAAUUAUUAUGAGGAAAAGGGAUAGAAAACAAUAAUUUUGUGAAGAUUAUGAAAAGCAACAUGUCCAAUCAAUGUUAAGCUUUGGCCACAUUACAUUCUUCGCCAUUUAACGUUAUGGUUGUUAAAAAUAUAUUUCAUAGAGAUAAUAAAUAGUUGACAGUUGUCGACGUCUUCAAAACCGAAGUGUUCUUUAGUGCUUCGUGGUUAGGUUCUUUGCUGUAUCAGGUUUUUUGAGUGGGUCUAUCAUAUCUACGCCCAUUGUGCAGUGGCGGCCGGCCACACUUGUACAUACGCUGUAUCUAAUCACUACUUAACGUAUCGCUAGAGACGUAGUCGUAAUGUAGAAUAGAAACGAAUUGUUUGCGCGUGAUAGUCCACGACGCGUGCUUCUCGCGAAGCUAUCUGUAAAAACUUACAAA